This is a messenger RNA of Trichoplusia ni (cabbage looper), 987 nucleotides long. RefSeq lists its product as uncharacterized. NCBI's taxonomy places the organism in Eukaryota, Metazoa, Arthropoda, Insecta, Lepidoptera, Noctuidae. The transcript has 2 exons. The coding region runs from base 35 to 469 and encodes 144 amino acids. The record is from RefSeq and is a predicted model, not a curated record.
AAUGUUUGUGUGAAUUCCUUUUCGAAACGCAACCAUGAAGAGUUUAGUAAUUAUUUUAAUGGUUAGUUUCUCGCUGUGUGCGGCAUCGGACCCCAGUGAAAAGAAGUAUGAAGUGGAAGCAAGGGGCAAAGCAAAGUACGCGUUAUUAAUGCAUUUCUUCUACGUGGUCGCUACGAAACUUUUCGUCCUGAAAAUGGUGUACGGCGCAUUAUUCUACAUACUCCUGACGAAAGGAUGGCAUUUCAUACUCUGGUUCAUCCACUACUUGAAGAAGAAGAGCCAUCAUCACCACGAGUACAUUGAUGAUCAUUACGAACAUGAUGAUCACGGUCACUAUGAUCAUGGAUAUGGUGCCUAUGACCAUCAGCCGUAUGUCUACGAUAAGGGAGGUUAUGGAGGUGGUUACGGAAGCAGUUAUAAGAAGAAUAUUUAUGACUCUGAUGGAUCCUAUUCAGUACAAGGACGAUGAUCUUUGAGUCAUAAGCUUUAUAAGUCGCUUAAGUACUGCCCAAGUAUUAUAUAAUAAUAAUAGUAUUAUAGUAUUAAUUGUACAUAAUAAUUUUAAGUAUGUCGAUUUGAGUGUGUUGUCAAAUAUACAGUCAUUGCUGGAGACCUCUUCGAAAGUUGGAGUAGCUUUUUUAUCGAAACUGAUAGAAAACGCAAUAUUAAGCUUAUUUAUUAAAUAACUUAUUUUAAAUCUUCCCCAUUAUAGGAAUUUAUUGAAGUCUUCUUAUCGGAGAAAAAUAAAAUCUUUCUUGAUAAUGAUGUCCUGACUCAUGAUAUUAUAGAAGAUCACAGUUUUUCGGUCAUUUUAAAUCUAGUCGGCUAUCAUCAUUAACUUUCCGUAAAUAAAACCGAUUUUACGAAUAAUUAUAGUGUGAACUCUUAUUUUCACCAUAAAUACAGGGUUUCUUCAAUAAAUUUCUAUAAGAUCGCAAUUCCUACACCGUCCUCUUACGAGUGUUCGAUGGUGUUAUUUAUGGGGUG